This is a messenger RNA of Ustilaginoidea virens, 1890 nucleotides long. RefSeq lists its product as uncharacterized. Lineage: Eukaryota; Fungi; Ascomycota; Sordariomycetes; Hypocreales; Clavicipitaceae. The transcript is spliced from 4 exons. The record is from RefSeq and is a predicted model, not a curated record. Gene Ontology annotation, molecular function: oxidoreductase activity. Bases 1 to 1890 code for a protein of 629 amino acids.
AUGUCUGCACAAUUCUGGAUACGCUUUCCCUUCUGUCUUCUAGGCACUUUCACUUUCCUCUCGCUCGUUUCGUCCCAGUCAUACGACUUCGGGAUCGAUGCAUCAAACCUUGGUCGCCGUGACGAUGCCGGAGCUCCCAUCGUCGUCGGCCGCCUUCCCGUCCCGUCCAACGGGUCCCUUCCGUUGAGGCUGGAAGUUCGGCAGAUGAGAGACGACAGGUACAGAUGGGAUCUUUUCAUUUUGGCGCUCAGCAUGUUCCAAUACGCCGACCAAGAAAAUCCCCUCUCUUGGUACCAGAUUGCCGGCAUACAUGGCGUGCCGUUCACGACGUGGAACGGCGUGGAGCCACUACCUGGGGCGAAUCAAUCCGGCUACUGCACACACAGCUCCGUUCUGUUUCCCAUGUGGCAUCGGCCGUACCUGGCCCUGUUCGAGCAACAGCUGUAUGCCAUGGCGAAUUCCAUCGCCCGCAUGUUCGCCAACGCCACCGAACGAGGGCUGUACGAAAAAGCGGCGGCAGAUUUCAGGCUCCCAUACUGGGACUGGUCGCUCAAGGCUCCGGCGAGCGAGACGUUUCUCCCCGACGUCUUCUGGAGCCCAUUCAUACUGCAAUCCGGGCCGAACGGCGUGCAGAACAUCAGAAACCCCCUCUACUCAUAUCAGUUCCACCCGCUGGACAAGGAGGCCCUGAUAUGGAACCCAUUGAAGCAGUGGAACGAGACAAAACGCGCUCCCGAGACGGCGGUUAGCAUGACGGCCCCCCCAUCGAACAAUGACGAGGCAAACACGGCCUUGCUGUCGAAGCUGCCCGAGAUCCAGCAGCGCCUGUACGUCUUGUUUUCCAGCUACCGGGACUACAACUCCUUCAGCAACAAAGCCUGGGCGGCAUCACAGGGCCUUUCCCAGCUGGAUUCCAUCGAAUCCGUUCACGACGUCAUUCACAUAUACGGAGGAUCCAAAGGGCACCUCACAUAUGUGCCGCUUUCCUCGUUCGACCCUCUCUUCCUGCUGCACCACACCAUGACCGAUCGCCUGAUAGCCAUGUGGCAAGUCCUCAACCCGUCCGCCUGGAUCACCCCCAUGCCGGCCGGGGAAACCAGCUUCACGGCGGUAAAGGGGACCGUGCAGUCAUCCGCGUCGCCCUUGACCCCCUUUUACGCCGGUGAGGACGGAACCUUUUGGACGUCGGACAUGGCGAGAAGCACGGACGCGUUCGGAUACGGCUAUGCCGACACGAUUGCGCCCCCUGGGUAUGAUGAAGACGUUCGCCAAGACCUGAUUCGCAAGAUCAACAAUUGGUACGGCUCCGCCAGUCCCCGGGGGCUCAUGUCCGGGGCAGCAGGGCGGCUUGGAAAAGGGUCCGAACCGUGGACACGGCCUACGAGCUCGGGGCCAAGCCACUACGUCGAAUGGAUAGCCAAUGUUCGAGUGAACGUCGAAGCCCUGGACGGAUCGUAUGUCGUCCACUUUUUCCUCGGAGAGCCGCCGCCGCCGCCGCCGCCGCCGCCGCCGAUGGCGACGACGACGACGACGCGGGCCGGCUGGACGCUCGCUCGGAACCUGGUUGGAUCGGUGGCCAUUUUCGCCAUGGACCGCAGCACCGGAUCCCGAUCCCAGAUUUCCGGCUCCGUCCCGUUGACCUCGGCCAUCAUGGGCGUGGUGUCUGCUGGCGAGGUUGCAGACUUGUCGCCCCAAUCUGUCGGGCCGUACCUGGCCAGCAAGUUGCGAUUUGCGGUGCAGCGCAGCAACGGCUCCGAAGCGAAUCCGGCCCAUGUCGACGGUCUGCGCAUCCACGUGACGACGUCCAAUGUCCGCAUACCCGGAGGAGAGACGGAACUGCCAGAAUGGGGGGCCCCUGUAACUAGGUUGGAGCUUUUUCAUUCGAGCUAA